AUGCUAAUAUAAUAAAGCACACAACCUUUAUUAAGUAUUUAGGUGAAAAUGUAAAAGUUCAUAAUUUAUAUAGAGAAUAUAUCUAGUUCAAUUAAAGGAAUUUACAUAAGUUCAAAAUUUAAAAUUAUCGAAAAAUAAGAAGAUAUUAAUUUGAAAUUGAUACAAUUGUUAAUAUUUUUUUGGAAGUACAAAAAAACUAAAAUGAAAAGAAAUUGUAGAUGAAAUCAAUAUGGCAUUAAUUUAAGAAAUAAAAAAUUAUUCUAAUUACAAAAAGGAUUAAGUUAGGAGUUUAAUUGAAGCGAAGGUAUCUAUCUUUAUCAUAAAAAGGCGAUUUAUUAGUUUGAGGCAAUAAAAAUAGGAAACAGCUGAAAGUUUAAUAGCUUUAUGGGAUGUAAAAAUAUUUAAGUUAAUUGGUUAAAUGGGAUUUUAAACUCUGAUAUCUGUCAAUAAAUUGCCCUGA
This is a messenger RNA of Paramecium pentaurelia, 460 nucleotides long. Lineage: Eukaryota; Ciliophora; Oligohymenophorea; Peniculida; Parameciidae. The record is from the annotation of a GenBank genome assembly.